GUGGGUUAUCGCCCGGAGGGGGAGUGGCUGCCGGCCCGGCGCCCUUUUCCCCGCGGCGGGAGCUGGGCCCCGGUGCCGCCGCUGCCAUGGGGACGCCCGCGGGCGCCGAGGACGCGCUGAGCUGCUACCGCUCGCCGCUGGUGUCGCGCUAUGCCGGCGCCGAGAUGGCCUUCGUCUUCAGCGAGAGGAACAAGUUCGGCACCUGGCGCCGCCUCUGGCUCUUCCUCGCCCAGGCGGAGAAGUCACUCGGGCUUCCCAUCACAGAUGAGCAGAUACAGGAGAUGGAAGCAAAUCUGGACAACAUUGACUUCAAGAUGGCAGCGGAGGAAGAGAAGAGGCUGCGCCAUGACGUGAUGGCACACGUUCACACCUUUGCCCACUGCUGUCCGAAAGCUGCAGCCAUCAUUCACCUUGGAGCAACUUCCUGUUAUGUCGGGGACAAUACGGAUCUGAUCGUCCUCCGUGAUGGACUUAACCUGCUGCUACCCCAGCUCGCAAGGGUGAUCAGCCGGCUGGCCGAAUUUGCUGAGAAAUAUGCUGACCUGCCUACCUUGGGCUUCACUCACUACCAACCUGCACAGCUCACCACCGUGGGGAAACGCUGCUGCUUGUGGAUCCAGGACUUGUGCAUGGACCUGCAGAACCUGGAGCGGGCUCGGGACAACCUGCGCUUUCGGGGUGUGAAAGGCACCACUGGCACACAAGCCAGCUUCCUGCAGCUCUUUGAGGGAGACCACAGUAAAGUUGAAGAGCUGGACAGAUUAGUGACUGAAAAGGCAGGAUUUAAGCGAUCUUAUAUGGUCACGGGGCAGACCUACAGUCGCAAGGUGGAUAUUGAAGUCCUCUCUGUACUGGCCAGCCUGGGAGCGUCUGUACACAAGAUUUGUACUGACAUUCGUCUUUUGGCCAACCUGAAGGAGAUAGAGGAGCCUUUUGAGAAGGACCAGAUUGGUUCAAGUGCUAUGCCUUACAAGAGGAAUCCAAUGCGUUCAGAACGGUGCUGCAGCCUGGCUCGACACCUGAUGACUCUGAUCAUGGAUCCCCUCCAAACAGCUUCUGUGCAGUGGUUCGAGCGAACGCUGGAUGACAGUGCUAACAGGCGUGUGUGCCUGGCUGAGGCCUUUCUCACGGCUGACAUCAUUCUGAGUACGCUGCAGAAUAUCUCCGAGGGACUUGUGGUAUAUCCAAAGGUGAUUGACAGAAGGAUCCGGCAGGAGCUUCCAUUCAUGGCCACAGAGAAUAUAAUCAUGGCGAUGGUGAAAGCAGGAGGCAAUCGUCAGGAUUGCCACGAGAAGAUCCGUGUUCUCUCCCAGCAAGCAGCUGCUGUUGUGAAACAGGAAGGCGGUGAUAAUGACUUCAUUGCCCGUGUCCGUGCUGAUCCUUACUUCAGCCCCAUCCAUAAACAACUUGAUAGCCUUCUGGAUCCCUCCUCUUUCAUUGGACGUGCUCCUCAGCAGGUGGCAAAGUUCCUGAAGGAGGAGGUUCGACCAGCACUGAUCCCAUACCAAAGCAAGAUGGGUGGGAAAAUUGAGUUGACACUUUAGGCACUUUUUUGGCAAGGCUGUGGGUACAGGAAGAUAAUAAAAACUGUAUUGAGCCA
Cygnus olor (mute swan) is the source of this 1600-nucleotide messenger RNA. RefSeq names its product adenylosuccinate lyase (gene ADSL). Gene Ontology annotation, cellular component: cytosol. The record is from RefSeq and is a predicted model, not a curated record. Gene Ontology annotation, biological process: 'de novo' AMP biosynthetic process. The transcript is spliced from 13 exons. Gene Ontology annotation, molecular function: N6-(1,2-dicarboxyethyl)AMP AMP-lyase (fumarate-forming) activity; (S)-2-(5-amino-1-(5-phospho-D-ribosyl)imidazole-4-carboxamido) succinate lyase (fumarate-forming) activity. Bases 87 to 1544 code for a protein of 485 amino acids. Lineage: Eukaryota; Metazoa; Chordata; Aves; Anseriformes; Anatidae.